Alternaria atra is the source of this 2460-nucleotide messenger RNA. RefSeq lists its product as uncharacterized. Gene Ontology annotation, cellular component: mitotic spindle microtubule; HAUS complex. The coding region runs from base 1 to 2460 and encodes 819 amino acids. Lineage: Eukaryota; Fungi; Ascomycota; Dothideomycetes; Pleosporales; Pleosporaceae. Gene Ontology annotation, biological process: spindle assembly. The transcript is spliced from 2 exons. The record is from RefSeq and is a predicted model, not a curated record. Gene Ontology annotation, molecular function: microtubule binding.
AUGUCUCGCCCGCCUUCAACCGCCUCUACGGCCACCACGGGAACGACAAAUGGCCAUUCGCGUACCACGUCGGUCAAGACAAUUCCAAAACCCCAAGUAGUGAACCCCAUAGCUCUGCCGGACAUACGAAUCUUCGUGACGAAUCUGGGGCUACUGGAUUUGGAUUUACGAACCGAUUGGCCUGGAAUCACAGUACAAACUUUCUCAGCAAAGAAUGCAGACCAACGACAAAGGAUUGGCGGGACUGAGUGGGCACUAUUUCGCCUGUUCGAAAUAUGGGACUCUAAUCAAACAGCGCAAAAACUCCAGCCCUUCUUCCCACCGCUCGAACCACUCCAAUCGUUGAACCUCCGCGCUGCGCUAUUCCGAUGUCUGAACGAGUUGAAGAAGAAUGGUGUCCUGGGAAGAGAGUCUAUUCUCAGAAAGACCAUGUUAGACGAGUGCAAGGGCGAGAAAUUCUACGAGAUAUUGGCCAUAUUCUCCAACGCAGUGCUCAAGAAGGUUCUUGCAGCGCAAGGCAGAGGUGAUAGAGAUGAUGCGGUCGCAAGAAGACUGGCGACGGCACCAAUGCUCUCAGGCGAACAACAACGGUCAUUACUUCCCCUGGCAAUCGCACAUAAGGCAGCCCUGGUCAACGUGUUGAAACAGAAAGAAGAGAAGAGAAGGAAGUACAUGGAGUUCCAUGGCCUUUUGGACAGGAAGGCCGAAGACAUUAAUCGCCGCAUACGCAAGUGCAAAGACACUCCUCGGGCGCAAAAACCGGCGGUACCACAGAAAGAAGCCAACGCUGUCAAGAAGCAACUCAAGGACAACUGGAUCGGCAACCAGAAGUGGUUGGAUGUUAUGCUGCGCGGCGACAAUGUUCAGGCGGAAGAUGCGUUCCUAAAUAGCCGUUUCGAUAAAGUCUGGCACAUGGUGGAAAAGGGUAGAAAACUGGAAGAGGUCGCGCCCGAGUCUGGACUACUUGAGAGCCUGCAGGCGAGGGUCCAAGAGCAACAAGAGAGGUUACAAAAGUGGAAGGCAUUCCACGAAGAGUUACAGAGAGAUGAAUCCGGGAAGGAGACAUUGGGAAGCGUACAGACAGCGGCGUCAGUAAAGGACUUCCGGUUCGAUGACCACUCCCAGUAUCAGCUGCCAUCAGCGAAGCAUAUAGUGGAGUCUGCGAAAAUAAGUCGACCGGCUAUGCGAGCGGAAUUCCAAGAUAUUCUAUCUGAUAUGGACCGUGAGCUGGCUCGCGCUGCCACAGUCCGGGCUAGUACCAGACCUACAAUUUUACAUCAUAGAAGUACCUCGUCGGUAAAGACGGCCCGCCCGCCCAUGCUCACUAGGAAGUCCACUCAGACUGAGGCGAUACGAAAAGCGCCAAUGGUCCCAGCUAAGCCAGUCAAAUUGCAGUCGCCUUCAAGACCAAACUCUUUGGAUCAGAUCCCAAUCCUGCCUCGGCCAUCACGACACAUUACGUCGGCUACAGCACCGUCCGUAGACUCAGAGGCCACGCUGAUCGGCCACACAUCCGCGUUGAGUACCACAACGACCCAUCGCGACGAUUUGCCGACCGAAUCCCAUUACGAAAGCACACCAGUACCAGAAACUACAUCACCAGCUUUGCAGCCGGCCGUCGAAAAUUCGCCCUUAGAAGAUACCACAACCAUUGCUAACCACUCAGAGCAAAGAGAAGACCUAUUGUCAGAUGACCUGCCUGAAGCCUCACCAGAACAUAUCUCUGAACCGCCAAUCCCAACCUUCGAACCACUAGAAGUCGAUGCCGAGGAGGCACUUGCUGACCAGAUUAUCAACUCUAUCGGUAAUGCGACCCCGUCCCCAGUCAAGAAACCCCAACCACGCAUGUCUCUCUCACUCAUUGAGCGUACACGCAUGACCAUGUCACGAACAAACUCUUUCGAGCCUGUUCCAGAAUCGCCAGAACUACCACUUCCGUCUAUGGGCCCCCCUGCGAUCCCUUCCAUCACCGGAGAUGAGGAUGGCGACCGACAUAAAACCCUGGCUGAGCGCACCCGCCUCACUAUGGAGGCCAUGCAAUCGAAACCUCGCCCCUCCGUCUCUGACACGAUAACGAAAGAAAAACGUAAAUCUAGCUCCAGCCGCUCAUCCCUAUUCCCUGUCAACCAAUUCGACACACCACGCACUCGCAAAUCUUCCGAAAACUUGGAGCAAGCCAGGUCGGAGAGCAUCGAGCGUACGCCAACGGAGCAGUUGUUUAGUGAUGAGAUAGACUAUGAUAGAGUGUUCAAGUCAAGACCGAGGAUCGCUACGAGUCCCGUCUGGAGUCCGGAUGGUGCUACUGGUGGACAGGAGGAGUAUGAUGAUGAGGAUCCGGAUGGUGUUACUGGCAUCGAUCUAGGAGACGUCGAUCAAGAUGAUGACGGAGAGGAUAAAUUCAAGGAGAGCUGGAUGGACAGUCCUAGUCAGAAGAGAGGUGUGAGAAGUAUGAGGUACUAG